AACAGUUGCGCUUCAUUCGUUUCUCGUGUUAAUUUAGUAUUUACACAAUAAUAUCAUAAUUAUCAUUUAUCAUAUUUUCUGAAUAUAAUAUACUUGUGACUUAUUUUCUGGGUAUAUAUAUAUUAAUAUAAGAAUAUAACAUAUUAUUUGUAUUUUACUGGGGUCUGAACAUGUGGUUCCCAUCGACUGAGAUUUAGCUGUGUCGUUUUUUUAAUCACGUAUUUGUUGCAAUGAGCUGAUCGUAGAUUGAAGUAUUGACAUAUUAAUUGGACAUUUUUAUGUGCAUUAGAGGUACCUAUAUCGACAUAUCGUAUAUAACAUAUUGAUCUUGAACUUGGAUGCUGGUGAAAUAUUAUACAGAUGUCACUGUGCAAGACACGUAACAUGAACGUUGCACCAUCAGGAAAUGUCGGCAGUGACGGCGACGGGACGACCGUGCGUGCGCGCGUGAUCGCGCCGUCGUCCAUGGGCAAACCGUCGGACUUCGAGGCGUUCAGGAGGUUCUUGCGGGACGCCGGCAUGACGGCGCACGUCGACGACUCGAUAUACCGGGCCGGCGCCGACCCGUUCUACGCGAACACCGACCGGUUCCGUGCGGACGACCUGGUGGACGCGCUGACGGACGACAGCACGGUGGUGUGGUGCGCGCGCGGCGGCAAGGGCGCGUCCCGGCUGAUACCGUACCUGGAAGCGUUGCCGGCGGACCGGAAGCAGAAGAUCCGGGACGCCCGGAAAACGCUGGUCGGCUACAGCGACGCGACGGCGCUGCACGUGUACCUGCACACGGUGUACGGGUGGCGGACGGUGCACGGCCCCAUGUUGGAAAUGAUCGCCGACCGCACGGUGGACGGCAGGUCGGUGGAUGCGCUGGUGGCCCUGGUGACCGGCCGAUCGGACCGGGUACGGUACGAGCUGCGGCCGGUCAUUGCCGUUGGCCACCCGGACGGGCUGUCGCUUCGGGCCAGCGUGACGGGCGGCAACAUGACGCUGGUCGAGAACUCGCUGGGCACGGCGUUCGGCUUCAGGGGCGACGGUAAGAUCGUGUUCUUGGAAGACAGGCACGUCCGACCGUACUCGUUGGAACGGAGUCUCGACCACAUGAAGCUUGCCGGCGUAUUCCAAGGCGCCGUGGCCGUCGUAUUCGGUUCGUUCAGCGGUAUACCGUCGGACGAGCAGCCGUUGACCGCCUUGGUGUUCCAACGGUUCGCGGCGACCGUGCCGUUCCCAGUGUUCCGCGUCGACGGCAUCGGUCACGGGUUCGUCAACAAUCCGCUGCCGCUCAACACCAACGCCACAGUGGUUGGACCGACGCGAUCUGACGACGCCACCGGAACACCGUCUUACACGCUGACCGUCGACAACGUCUACGACGCGGACGCGUUGACCCGCACCGCUUGACCAGUAACAGCAGGUGGAGCUAUAACUGCAGCAGACGUCGCGAAACGUGUGACUCGAGUCGGAUUUGAGAAUAGAGGGCCGUACGGAAAGGUUUUUUUCACAAACAGCUACAUUGAAUUUGCUUAUAUUGAUAAAUUUAAAUAAAUUUCGUUUUAAAUAAAAAAUGCUCUUGGAAAUAGGUAA
Messenger RNA from Rhopalosiphum padi (bird cherry-oat aphid), 1581 nucleotides. Its product is annotated as putative carboxypeptidase RC0549. The transcript is spliced from 3 exons. Bases 361 to 1398 code for a protein of 345 amino acids. NCBI's taxonomy places the organism in Eukaryota, Metazoa, Arthropoda, Insecta, Hemiptera, Aphididae. The record is from RefSeq and is a predicted model, not a curated record.